This is a messenger RNA of Musa acuminata AAA Group (dessert banana), 4358 nucleotides long. RefSeq names its product putative disease resistance protein RGA3. The record is from RefSeq and is a predicted model, not a curated record. Bases 638 to 3973 code for a protein of 1111 amino acids. Gene Ontology annotation, molecular function: ADP binding; protein binding. Gene Ontology annotation, biological process: defense response to other organism. The transcript is spliced from 2 exons. Lineage: Eukaryota; Viridiplantae; Streptophyta; Magnoliopsida; Zingiberales; Musaceae.
CAGUGUUGAAGAAGCUGGCAAUUGGACCAAUGGGCACAUGCAUGCUGUCGAAGACUCCUCCCUUAUCGGAAAUGGGGCCUUGAUUCCGGAACAUAUUUAUGCUCGACGUAGAUCGUAUCAGAGGAAACAGACCUUCAAUUUGUAGACACUCACUUGGAUCUUCUUGAGCCGUGUUACGAGAUGGCAAUGGUGUUAAGAGUUUUUCGUAGAAAGGUUCCUCCAAAAGAUAGCCAACUUUGCGGAGGGAGAGAUAUGCAAAGUGCUAUGCGUGAGGGCGGAGGUCGAAAUGCUCGAGAGAAGGUUGACGAGGAUCAAAGGCUUUCUUCGCACUGCAGAGCAAAGGAGGCAUGUAGAUCCAGCAAUGGACACCAGGGUGAGGGAGUUGAAGGAUGUAAAGAACGACGCCGAUGAUAUCAUCGAUCUUUGCGUCAUCGAAGGUGGCAGCUUGCUGAAGAGCCGGGCAUCGACGACUUUUGCGUGUCAAAGAAGCAGGAAAUCGGACCAAUAGGUGCAUACAUGCUGUGGAAGACUUCUCUUACGGAAAUGGGGCCCUGAUUCUGAUCUUAUCUCUAUAAAUGAGGAAUCAGAUCUUCACUUUGGAGAAACUGCCUUAGAUCUUCUUGAGCUGUGUUACGAGAUGGCAAUGGUGUUAGAGUUUUUCGUAGAAAGGUUCCUCGAAAAGAUAACCAACUUCGCGGAGGGAGAGAUAUGCAAAGUGCUAUACGUGGGGGCGGAGGUCAAAACUCUGGAGAGAAGGUUGACGAGGAUCAAAGGCUUUCUUCGCACUGCAGAGCAAAGGAGGCAUGUAGAUCCGGACAUGGACACCUGGGUGAGGGAGUUGAAGGAUGUCAUGUACGAUGCUGAGGAUAUCAUCGAUCUUUGCAUCUUCGAAGGUGGCAGCUUGCUGAAGAGUCGGACACCGACGGCUUUUGCGGUAUGCAAUCCUUCCAGCUCGCGAAGUUGUUCUUUCUUUAGACCUAUCAAACACCGCCAUGAAAUCAGUGGUAGAAUAAAAAGACUUAAUGAUAGACUGAAAGAGAUCACGGGAGAUAGAUCUAUAAUACCUGUUGUAGAGAACGUCGAAAAAGGCCUCCCACCUCCCCCAGCAAGUUAUCCUAAGACAUCUUCCAUAGAGGUUAAGGCAGACAUCAUAGGAACCCAAAUCGAAGGCGCUGCCCAAAAUCUGAUCAACAAAAUACUAGAGGUCAGUGAGAAUCGAAAGUGUGUUGUUUUUGGGAUUGUCGGGAUGGGUGGGAUUGGGAAGACCACUCUAGCGCGUAAAGUAUUCAAUGAUGAAAGGAUCAUACAAAACUAUCCGAUUCGAGUGUGGUUGUGUGUAACGAAGAACUAUUCAGAGACUGAUUUGCUCAAAGAAAUGAUUAGAAGCGUCGGAGGAAGUGUUGAAGGAGCUGAGAGUAGAGCGGAGCUUGAACCUAAACUUGUUUCCCUCCUAUCGAAAAAUUUGCUUCUGGUAUUAGAUGAUGUAUGGAGUCCAGAGGUAUGGGAAGAUUUACUCAAGAACCCUUUGAUGCAUGAGGCAGCCAGUAAUUGUAGGAUCGUAGUCACCACUAGAGACGAAAACGUGGCAAGAAAUUUGGGAGACAAUGUUCAUCAUGUUGAGAAAAUGGAUGAAGAGUGUGGCUGGGAAUUGCUGUGGAAGACGGUUUGGGAUAAUAGAGAGAAGGGCGAUAGUUCUAUAUUCAAAGAAAUUGGAACUAAAAUGGUUCAAAAAUGUGAUGGACUUCCUCUCGCAAUCAAGGUUCUUGCGGGGGUUUUAAGAUCCAAGAAAAGUACGAUGGAGUGGGAGUGGGUUCUCAGAAGUGAUCUAUGGAAGAUGAAGAAGCUCGAUGAGAAUGUACUGGGGGUUUUGUUCUUGAGUUAUGAAGAUUUACCUUCUCAUCUUAAGCAGUGCUUUCUGCAUUGCUCUUUGUUUCCCGACAAGGCUGAUAUGUACCGUAAGGAUCUUAUCCGGCUUUGGGUGGCUGAAGGUUUCACAGAGGAGAACGGAGAACUAUCGAUGGAAGAGAUUGCCGAGGGUUAUUACGAGGACUUGAUCUGGCGAAACCUACUGCAGGUGGAUCCUACCUUUGUAGACGGCAGCAGAUGCACCAUGCAUGAUCUUUUGAGAUCGCUUGCUCAGUCCUUGAUCCAAGGAGAGGGUGUCUAUGCCAGUGAUCUCCAAUCAUUGAAUUCGGACCCAUUAACUAAGCUUCGUCGAUUGUCAACAUCAAACAUAGGGGAGAGGAUACAGCUCCCCGACAGAAUCGUUGAAGAGAAGUGUUUAAGAUCUUUGCUCAUCUUUGAUAGCCCUCGUGCCCGUACAAUUGGAGAUGAUCUGUUUAAAAUGCUAAGGAAGCUGAGAGUCCUGCUUCUGAACGACACAUCCAUCGAGAGUCUUCCCGAGUCCAUCGGAGAACUAUCACAUCUUAGGCACUUGGAUCUUGAUCGAACAAAGAUACGGGGGAUCCCCGAGUCUGUGGGGGGCCUUGGGAAUCUGCAAACUUUGAGCGUCUCGGGCUGCAAAUCCAUGAGGAAACUUCCGAAGACCAUCACGAAGCUGUACAAUCUACAAUGUCUUCGACUGCAGGACACUCCAUUAACAUCCUUGCCAAAGGGAAUGGGGUCACUGAUAAAUCUCAGCGAGCUUGACGCGUUCAUCGUCAGCAAUGAUGGUGACUUGAAGGAGCUGCAACCUUUGUCCAAGCUGAGGUCUCUGAGCGUAUACAGGUUGGAUAGGGCAACAACAACAGGAGAAUCCGUACUUGCCAACAAAUCUUUUCUCAGGCAAUUGCAUCUAUUCUGCAUGAGUCAAGAUCGAGCGCAACGUACCGCGGAGCAAACCCAAAGAGCUCGGAAGAUAUGCCACGGACUCUGUCCCCCACCGAGCCUGCAGUAUCUUUCUAUCAAAUUCUUUCCCGGUAAUUGUUUUCCGAGAUGGAUGAUGUUGUCUUCCCUCGACACUGCUUUCCCCCGGCUGUCAUACUUGAGCAUUCAUGAUCUUCCAUCGUGCUGCGAGCUUCCUCCACUAGGCCUGCUUCCAGAGCUAAAGUUCCUAUCCAUUAAUGGGGCAAAUGCAAUCAUAACCAUCGGUGCUGAAUUCCUCGGCGAUCGCCAGAGUUUACAGGGAUUUCGGGCAUUUCCCAUGCUUGAGGUAAUGCAAUUCAUAAACAUGCCCAACUGGACAAAAUGGUUGACAUCAGCGACAUCAGUGCAAGAGAAAACCUCGCUUGCACGGAUUGGAAGGCGUCUGCCCCGUUCAGCGACUAUCCGCCGAGCAAUACCAGAUUCAAGUCCAGAUCCGAGGCAGCCACGAUCUGAGCUAGAUCUGGUCGGGAGUCGAGACAUUCAUUUUACCAACUCCGACCUGUCACGUCAUCAAAAUCCUGUCAGCCUUCCGACAAGCGAGUCCCCCGCUGAUGAUAGCAGACGCAGCAGCCAUCGUAAGCUGCUCCCUAAUCUGAAGGAGCUCUGGCUCGUCGACUGUCCCAAGCUGGGAGCUCUUCCGGGAGGCCUUUGCCCGACCAACUUGAAAUUACUCUACAAGGAGCGCACUCACAGCAUCGUAGAAAUCAAGAACCUCGACUUUUUGACUGACAACCUCUCUCUCAAGCAUAACCACAGCUUGCGGCGUAUAUCAAAUCUCCCCUCGCUGAAGCAUCUGCAAGUGGAUGACUGCCCGAGCUUGGAGUACGUGGGAGAUCUGGCUGGCCUGCAACACCUGGAAUUGUCUUGUCCACCACCAGCGGAGUGCCUGCCGCCAUGGCUGUCGGAUCUCGUGGAGCAGCAGCAAAGUUUCAGAAAGCUUGAGCUGCAGUGCAGCUUGCCAUUGUUGAAGAGGUGUCUCGUGGGCGAGGUCAACUGGGAGAUCAUCCGCCAAAUACCGGAGGUCAGGAUUCGGGCCAUCGAUGCCAACGAGUUCAUUUGGUAUAACAAGGAUCCAUACAUGUACGACACCAACGUAGGUUCAGCAUGAGCAGAGUCGCCGUCUCUGUAAGUCGUGUUCUUCUUCUCAUUCCGGUUGCCUUGCGUGCUUUUUUUGGUUCACACGGACGCCAACUUCUUCUUUCUUCCAGGAUUACUCGGCAGUCUUGUGCUUGGUCUAUCAGACAAAUUAGUCGUCGUCGUCGUCUGUGUAUGGUGUGUCAUACGCUUUCCUCUGUUCCGAAUGGCUUGUUUGCAUUUAAUUUUUGCUUCACAUGUAUGGUCUCAACUUUUCUUUUGCAGGAUCGAUCAGAAGUCUCUUUAAUUGUACAGUUCACUUCCCUUACCAUUUGUGCUUGAAGCUAUUUGGCAGUUUGAAAGCGAUGUGCUUUUUCUUCUUUUUCCUUUUAACUUAAAUGUGUGCUUGGACCAUAAUA